This is a messenger RNA of Heteronotia binoei (common prickly gecko), 783 nucleotides long. Its product is annotated as adrenodoxin-like. The transcript is spliced from 4 exons. Bases 41 to 595 code for a protein of 184 amino acids. The record is from RefSeq and is a predicted model, not a curated record. Lineage: Eukaryota; Metazoa; Chordata; Lepidosauria; Squamata; Gekkonidae. Gene Ontology annotation, cellular component: mitochondrion. Gene Ontology annotation, molecular function: 2 iron, 2 sulfur cluster binding. Gene Ontology annotation, biological process: positive regulation of oxidoreductase activity; P450-containing electron transport chain.
CCUGCUUGGGGUUGCAGACGAGACAGGAGCUUUGCUCGGCAUGCUGGCUCAGUGCUUCCCUGCGAUCGCCCGUCCUUUGCUGAAUGGACCUGCUGUGCCCAGAGCGUGGGCUCUUGGUGUGUCUGGAAGAGCAAUGCGCAGCCCCGCUCUUCUCAGUCCACAUCCUGGGAGAGGCUUCAGUUACACCCACCGGCUACAGGAUGCCCCCAGGGACCCCAGUUCUGCAGACAGAGUAACAAUUAAUUUUAUAAAUCGAGAUGGAGAGAAAUUCUCAGCCACAGCUAAAGAAGGGGAAAGUUUGCUGGAGGUGGUGGUGAAUCAAAACCUCAACAUCGAUGGCUUUGGGGCCUGUGAAGGGGCAUUGGCUUGCUCUACGUGCCACCUCAUCUUUGAUGAUAACACUUUCCAGCAACUGGACCCUGUCAUGGCAGAGGAGCUGGAUAUGCUGGACCUGGCCUAUGGCCUGACAGACACGUCUCGUCUUGGCUGCCAGGUGCGUGUAAAGAAGUGGAUGGAUGGCCUGACAGUCCAGGUCCCCAUGGAGGUAUCUGACAUCAGGAAAGAACUGGAAGUGGAGAAGCAGAGCAAGCAAUAGCUGAUACGGGCUCUACAAUAUGUCCUUUCUCUGGGAUACCCACCACCGUGUCUGUUUCUUUUGUUGUUGUUCAUCUCUGUGUCUUCCUGUCAUCGAAAAUCUUAAGUAGCAGGGGUCUCUGUUUACUUCACAUCAAAGUACUGCCUUGGUUUAACAGCUACCAAUUUUAAUUAAAGCUUUUAAUUUGA